UCAUUAAUCAUUCCCCGUGUUGUCCCCUUUCAAUGGUUGACUUUUUGUGACCCCCCCCCCAUGAUUACCAAUGGUUUUACACUCUAGUUUUGCUGUUCAACCCUUCGAACCACAGUGCAAUAACUUGCUGCCCAGACUCAAUGCCUUCCCUGUGGUCAAUCCUGUGUGGCACAGGGAAUUCUUGUUUUGUUGUCAUUUUACCUUUUCUUCCUAAUAUAUGAUCUUCAUACGCAUCAACUUGCAACUUAGCAAGAAAUGUCCGCAUGGUCUCGUAGUUUGUCUUCAAUAUUUUCGUUUGGGGAGAAAUUGUUGUCGUCCGUUUGUGCAAAAUACAAGUUCUACCCCGGUGUGUUCAGUAGAAUAAAGCAAAACCUACUGUAGGGUUACCAUGCUGUUCAGUGGGAGAGGUGGUUAGGUGCUCAAUGUUUUUCAACAUGGCAAUUUUCCUAACGCACAUGGGUCGCAGAUAGGUUGUGUGUGAGUCGAAGGGUUAACAAUCCCAUGUUAGCGUCAGCAAUGGGAAGCUGUGCAGGAGGAGGAAGUUUGAGGGUUAGACCGAGCUGACAGACAAGAGAAAUAGGCGUAGUCAGUCCAGAGUCAGUUGUAUUAAAAAAAAAGGCAAAUCUGAUCUCAUUUGUCCUCCCAGUGCCUUUGUCUGGUCUAUAAGUUGCAUCUCUCGCAGUAACAGGACACUGCUUAUCAAGAGUUGUCAGCUUUUCUUCCAGAAUUGGAAUCCUAAAUUCAAGACCUAGCUAAAUGUAAUAUAUUCCUUAAAAUGGAGUAAGAACAUGCUAGAUUUUCAGUAUUGUGUAAAACAAAUACUUAUAGGUCAGCUAGUUAUCAUUAUCAUUAAUUCUUGCUUCGGCUGACAGUAUGAGCUUAAAUGGCCUGAAAGUCUCAGGUUCGUAGGUAGGGCUCAUGUGAAGCCUGCAUGUAGAGAGAGCUCUUUGUACAAAGUUGUCAUGUAAAGAUAUUUUUAUUUUACAACUCUCUCUGUAAAAUAGAAAUAUGUUAUCAAGAAAAAUUGUGUACCACAAUUCCACAGGCCCAUACUAACUGUCCUUAAUUUCUCUCCUACAGCAGUACUGCUUUGCCAGUCCUGUACUGCACUCUGUUAAGGGUGCAGCAACUCCUCCUGUGUAGGUUAUGGGGAACACAGAGAGCUGUGAACUUGUCAGAUUGGUCAGGGUCCACUGGCUGCUUGUUUGGGGCCUUUGAGGGGAAUCAGAUGCAGCCCAGCCACAACAAACCUCUACCCAGAGAGACUCUUUAGUUUUUCAAUUUGGCGCAUCAACAUCCAAAAAUUAUGAAGCUUAUCUAGCCCAUGCAUUCACAGUAGAAAAUUGCUGCCCAAAUAUUUGAAGGAUUAUAUUUGCCUUUUGAUUUGAUCAGUUUGUCCUGAAAAAGAAGUCCACAUCUAAAUGUGUGAUGAUUCAGUGCCACUCUGAGUCACUGACAAAGGCCUGUUAUACGACAUCUGGGCUUGAGUUAUUAUUUUCUCAUUUUUACAUAAAUGCAAAAGUAGAUUCUUCGAUUUGAUAGUACUGUGGUAGUUUCAUUCCAUGGUGUAACCUCACUUCAUUUUUAGCUGCUAGUAUCUGGACCAAAGGGUCUCGCAUAAAGUUUCUAGUUUUAAGGUUAUGCCCCAAGAAGAUGCUUUGCUUUUUUGAGUGCCAUAAAUCAAUGCAACACAGGUGGUAUUCUGUUGUGUGUGAGUUCAAACCCUUUUCCAAAGUGUUACUAAUGGUAAAGAGAAAUUUUCUAGGCUUCUUUUCUGCCGGUUGAAGUCUGACUGCAGAAGGACCCUUGGCACUGAAAGUGGGGCAAAACACCGGAUCCCAAGAUGCAGGUCAGGUCGUACGUGGACGUCAUGUUGGAGCAGAACUUGUCCAAAGAGGAGAGAGAGAUUCGUCUGCAGAUGGCAGAGAAGGCCAAGACAGGGGACCUGAAAGUUGUGAACGGGUCUGCUGCCGCCGCUGCAGCAGCAGCCGUAAAGCGCAAGCGUCGCUGGGACCAGACAGCUGACCAAACCCCUACUACUAAUACUACACCCAAAAAGAUGUCCAGCUGGGACCAGGCCGACACCGGUGCUGAGACUCCAGGACACACCCCCGCACACACCCCCUCAAGCACCCGAUGGGAUGAAACACCUGGCCGCCCUAAAGGCAGUGAAACCCCAGGGGCCACUCCCAGCACCCGUAUGUGGGACCCCACUCCAAGCCACACACCCUCAGGCGCUGCCACCCCUGGCAGGGACACCCCCGGCCACGCCACACCUGGCCACGGUGGAGCCACCGGUAGCGUUCGUAAAAACCGUUGGGACGAAACACCAAAGACAGAAAGAGAGACUCCGGGUCAUGGGAGCGGCUGGGCUGAGACCCCACGAACAGACAGAGGAGACGAGUCUGUGGGCGAGACUCCAACUCCAGGGGCCAGUAAGAGGAAGUCUAGGUGGGAUGAAACGCCCGCCAGUCAGAUGGGAUCCUCAACACCUCUCCUCACCCCUGGGAAGACUCCCAUUGGAACACCAGCUAUGAACAUGGCUACCCCAACACCAGGUCACAUGAUGAGCAUGACCCCAGAGCAGCUGCAGGCGUGGAGGUGGGAGAGGGAAAUCGAUGAAAGGAACCGGCCCCUCACAGACGAGGAGCUGGAUGCCAUGUUUCCAGAGGGAUACAAGGUCUUGCCUCCUCCAGCAGGUUAUGUGCCAAUUCGUACUCCGGCCCGCAAGCUGUCAGCCACACCCACUCCUAUUGGAGGCAUGACAGGUUUCCACAUGCAGGUGGAGGACCGCACCACGAAACAGAUGAAUGACCAGCCCUCAGGAAACCUCCCCUUCCUCAAACCCGAUGACAUCCAGUACUUUGACAAAUUGCUGGUGGAGGUGGACGAGUCCACGCUGACCCCGGAGGAGCAGAAGGAAAGGAAGAUCAUGAAGCUGUUGCUGAAAAUUAAAAAUGGAACACCACCCAUGAGAAAGGCUGCUCUGCGUCAGAUCACCGAUAAGGCUCGUGAGUUUGGAGCGGGCCCCCUGUUCAACCAGAUCCUGCCGCUGCUCAUGUCGCCCACGCUGGAGGACCAGGAGCGCCAUCUGCUGGUUAAGGUCAUUGACCGUAUUCUAUACAAGCUGGAUGACCUGGUCCGGCCGUACGUGCACAAGAUCCUGGUGGUGAUCGAGCCGCUGCUGAUUGAUGAAGACUACUACGCCAGAGUAGAAGGCAGAGAAAUCAUCUCUAACUUGGCAAAGGCUGCUGGUUUGGCGACGAUGAUCUCCACGAUGCGUCCUGAUAUCGACAACAUGGACGAGUACGUCAGAAACACAACGGCCAGAGCCUUCGCUGUGGUGGCCUCUGCCCUCGGUAUCCCCUCUCUGCUGCCCUUCCUCAAAGCUGUGUGUAAAAGCAAGAAGUCCUGGCAGGCUCGACACACGGGCAUCAAGAUCGUGCAGCAGAUCGCCAUUCUCAUGGGCUGUGCUAUCCUGCCCCACCUCCGCAGCUUGGUGGAGAUUAUUGAACACGGUCUGGUGGAUGAGCAGCAGAAGGUGAGGACCAUCAGUGCUCUGGCCAUAGCUGCUCUUGCAGAAGCUGCUACUCCCUACGGUAUCGAGUCAUUCGACUCCGUCCUCAAGCCGCUCUGGAAGGGUAUCAGACAGCACAGAGGAAAGGGUCUGGCUGCUUUCCUCAAAGCUAUUGGCUACCUGAUCCCACUGAUGGACGCUGAGUACGCAAACUACUACACCAGAGAGGUGAUGUUGAUCCUGAUCAGGGAGUUCCAGUCCCCUGAUGAGGAGAUGAAAAAGAUUGUGCUCAAGGUGGUGAAGCAAUGUUGUGGCACUGAUGGUGUGGAAGCCAACUACAUCAAGACCGAGAUCCUGCCUCCGUUUUUCAAGCACUUCUGGCAGCACAGGAUGGCUCUGGACAGACGAAACUACAGACAGUUGGUGGACACCACGGUGGAGUUGGCCAACAAAGUGGGAGCAGCAGAAAUCAUUUCUCGCAUCGUGGACGACCUGAAGGACGAGGCCGAGCAGUACAGAAAAAUGGUGAUGGAGACCAUUGAAAAGAUCAUGGGCAACCUUGGUGCUGCUGACAUCGACCACAAGCUGGAGGAGCAGCUGAUCGACGGCAUCCUGUACGCCUUCCAGGAGCAGACGACAGAGGACUCUGUGAUGCUGAACGGCUUCGGCACCGUGGUGAACGCCCUCGGGAAGCGGGUGAAGCCCUACCUUCCUCAGAUCUGCGGUACGGUGCUGUGGCGUUUGAACAACAAGUCGGCCAAAGUCCGCCAGCAGGCCGCUGACUUGAUCUCCCGUACGGCUGUGGUCAUGAAGACCUGUCAGGAGGAGAAGCUGAUGGGUCACUUGGGUGUGGUGCUGUACGAGUACCUGGGAGAGGAGUACCCCGAGGUGCUGGGCAGCAUCCUGGGAGCACUGAAGGCCAUCGUGAAUGUUAUUGGUAUGCACAAGAUGACUCCACCAAUCAAAGACCUGCUUCCUCGUCUGACUCCCAUCCUGAAGAACAGGCACGAGAAGGUGCAGGAGAACUGCAUCGACCUGGUGGGCAGGAUCGCUGACAGGGGUGCUGAGUACGUGUCGGCCAGGGAGUGGAUGAGGAUCUGUUUUGAGCUGCUGGAGCUGCUGAAGGCUCACAAGAAGGCCAUCCGCAGAGCCACCGUCAACACGUUCGGCUACAUAGCCAAAGCCAUCGGUCCCCACGACGUCUUGGCGACUCUGCUCAAUAACCUGAAGGUGCAGGAGCGUCAGAACAGAGUCUGCACAACCGUGGCCAUCGCCAUCGUCGCUGAGACCUGCUCGCCCUUCACGGUGCUGCCUGCACUCAUGAACGAAUACCGCGUGCCCGAGCUCAAUGUGCAGAACGGCGUGCUCAAGUCCCUCUCCUUCCUGUUCGAGUACAUCGGAGAGAUGGGCAAGGACUACAUCUACGCCGUCACGCCACUGCUGGAGGACGCACUCAUGGACAGAGACUUGGUCCACCGGCAGACGGCGAGCGCUGUGGUCCAGCACAUGUCUCUGGGCGUCUACGGGUUUGGCUGUGAAGACUCGCUGAACCACCUCCUCAACUACGUGUGGCCCAAUGUGUUCGAGACGUCGCCUCACGUGAUCCAGGCCGUCAUGGGCGCCCUGGAGGGGCUGAGGGUCGCCAUCGGUCCCUGCCGCAUGUUGCAGUACUGCUUACAGGGUUUGUUCCAUCCAGCGAGGAAGGUGAGAGACGUCUACUGGAAGAUCUACAACUCGAUCUACAUCGGCUCACAGGACGCCCUCAUCGCGCACUACCCACAAGUCUACAACGACGAGAAAAACAUCUUCGUCCGCUACGAGCUCGAAUAUGUCUUGUAAAUACAAAUUGAUGCGCUCUCUGGUUUUCUCUCCUCCCUCAACUCUAUCGUCGUCUCGGUUUAAAUCCGAGUUGGUUUUAAUUCAGCAGCUUUAUGUUGGUCUUUCCCGGGGGCUGAAGUAGAAAGUCCACGUCCUGAUUGCCACUUAAAUGAUCCUGGAAAAACAACAGUGAAAAUAGGGAAUAUGGGGAAAUGAAAGAAGGAACUUUGUCGAGUCUGUGUAUUGUUUUUUUUUAUUUUCCCUGUGAGGAAUGCUCGGGGUCAGUUGAGCCUUGCCUGAAGGACGCAGCGCCGUCACGAUGAUGUUUUAAAUACUUUUGAUUAUUUUUGUUGCUUGUGUAUCGCUAGUCUUCUGUAUCAGCUGUACACACCCAGUCCAAGUUUCACACCUCUGUUCUUAUUAGGUUGUUGCUUUAUUUAACCUAAAUAAAAUGUUUGUGUAUAAAAAUCUGA
Molecule: messenger RNA, 5808 nt
Organism: Platichthys flesus (European flounder)
Lineage: Eukaryota; Metazoa; Chordata; Actinopteri; Pleuronectiformes; Pleuronectidae
Gene: sf3b1
Product: splicing factor 3b, subunit 1
Exons: 21
Coding region: 1844-5356 (1170 amino acids)
Biological process (GO): spliceosomal complex assembly
Cellular component (GO): U2-type prespliceosome; catalytic step 2 spliceosome; U2 snRNP
Molecular function (GO): mRNA binding
Source: RefSeq, a predicted model, not a curated record